Molecule: messenger RNA, 883 nt
Organism: Verruconis gallopava
Lineage: Eukaryota; Fungi; Ascomycota; Dothideomycetes; Venturiales; Sympoventuriaceae
Exons: 1
Coding region: 430-843 (137 amino acids)
Source: RefSeq, a predicted model, not a curated record
CGGGGACACCCCCUCUGCCGUGCAAUAUGUCAGACCGCUGUCUAGGGCAACGAUCCCAAACCAUGUCCAAAAGCUGGCGAAAGGCGGAGAAAAAAGUCUGGGGUAUCAUGGUACCCCGAUGCACAUGCAAACGAAUUGGGCCCUUUCAUCGAACGAUCCUGCAGCAGCGUGGCUGGAAAGCUCCGUCAUGAGCCUGACGGAGAGCUUGUACACGUACUACAAGCUUCGCUGCGGCCUGUGUACCGGGCGUCCCCAUGGGACAGCGUCUCGCUUUUCUAGAGCUCGACUCUUUUUGCCCGCAUGACGAUCUACGUACUUGGUUCAAGGCAUGCAGGACUGCCAAGCUGGCGAUAGGCUCCAGCGGAACGGCCCUGCUGCAGCUGUCACAAACUGAGGAAAGACUAGCAGAAGGAUUCUGGUGGAGGCGAGAUGUACAAGGGGAAUGUGACUUUGGUACAUGCCUCAUGGGGAGCUGAACAGUCCCUGCUGCCCUCUCAAAAGCCUUCCAAGCAUGAUCCGGCGUCCUCGCCAAAGAUUACGAUGACAACCCAUGAUCAGGUUGCAUUCCUGACGUACGCUCAUUGCACCUACGCACGUUCAUCUUCCCCAGUUUCUCGUCGUGCCAAGUGGCUCAUGACGCGGUACGUGCAUUCGUAUCAGCGUUGUAAUAAUUCAUGUGCAUUUAAAUUCAAAAAAAAGGCGAGAGACUCGCUGUACGAGCGCCCACCCAUGCCUGGUGCUACCUCUUCCAACCUGUUGCUGUACAUGGUAUCGGAGCUAACAGAUGCCCACAAUUCAAACGCCAAAUAUGAAGCUCAUGAUAGACCACCCGCCCUAUUUUGAUGUCCAGUUGAGCUCUCUCAGAAUUCACAAGAAAGAAAAC